GCAGUCGGCGCUUCCCAUGAUAGGUGGGAGAAAGGAGAGUUCAGCUUCUGUGUGUGCUCACGAAGUGAAACAGAGCUGGCUACGCUGCAGAGAAUCUCUAGGAACUGAGGGCUCUUAACCACUUAAAGCGCCUUAAUAUUUUUUCUUUUUCUACCGACUUGCUCGUCUGAGUUUUCAUCAUGCCGGUUUUUCACACAAAGACGAUAGAAAGUAUUUUGGAGCCCGUGGCUCAACAGAUAUCCCACUUGGUGAUCAUGCACGAAGAAGGCGAAGUAGAUGGGAAAGCCAUCCCGGAUCUUACCGCUCCCGUAGCCGCGGUGCAGGCAGCUGUCAGCAACCUCGUCAGGGUGGGGAAGGAAACAGUGCAAACUACGGAAGAUGCCGUUAUGAAGAGAGACAUGCCUCCUGCAUUCAUUAAGGUGGAGAAUGCGUGCACUAAGCUGGUUCAGGCGGCUCAGAUGCUGAAGUCCGACCCAUACUCCGUUCCUGCACGUGACUACCUCAUCGAUGGAUCCCGGGGCAUCCUCUCAGGAACCUCUGACUUGCUCCUCACCUUUGACGAGGCUGAGGUACGGAAAAUCAUCCGUGUGUGUAAGGGCAUUCUGGAGUACCUGACUGUUGCUGAGGUGGUGGAGUCAAUGGAUGACCUGAUCACGUACACGAAGAACCUAGGGCCAGGAAUGACAAAGAUGGCGAAGAUGAUUGAUGAGCGCCAACAGGAGCUGACUCAUCAGGAGCAUCGUGUCAUGCUUGUCAACUCCAUGAACACAGUGAAGGAGCUCCUGCCUAUCCUCAUCUCAGGCAUAAAGAUCUUUGUGACGACAAAGACAGGGCAGAGCCACGGCGUGGACGAGGCCCUUAAGAACAGGAACUUCACCGUGGACAAGAUGAGCGCUGAGAUCAACGAGAUUAUCCGCGUGCUUCAGCUCACAUCCUGGGAUGAAGACGCCUGGGCCAGCAAGAAGGACACUGAGACUAUGAAGAGAGCACUGGCACUUAUCGACUCUAAAAUAGCCCAGGCAAAGAACUGGCUAAGAGACCCCAAUGCCCAGCCUGGUGAGGCAGGUGAACAGGCAGUCAGGCAGAUAUUGGAUGAGGCAGGGAAAGUGGGUGAACUGUGUGCUGGGAAGGAGAGGAGAGAGAUCCUGGACACAGCCAAGACCCUUGGCCAUCUCACAGACCAGGUGGCAGACCUGCGUGCCAGGGGUUCAGGUACGAGUCCCGUGGCCAUUCAGAAGGCCCAGCAGGUGUCUCAGGGGCUGGACGUGUUGUCGGGGAAGGUGGGGAGCGCUGCGCGGAAACUGGAGGCUAUGACCAACUCCAAACAGGCCCUGGCCAAGAGGGCAGAGGCUGCACAGGGCUGGCUAGCAGACCCUGUUGCUGGCCCUGAGGGGGAGGAGCAUGUGAAGGCGGUCUUGGCAGAGGCGAGGAAGAUCGCGGAGCUGUGUGAAGACCCUCGUGAGAGAGACGACAUUGUGCGCAGCAUGGGCGAAAUCGCUGCCCUCACGGGCAAACUGAGCCAGCUCAGGAAGGCGGGUAAAGGAGACACCCCUGAAGCACGGGCCCUGGCUAAGCAGAUCUCUACAGCUCUGCAGAACCUGCAGUCCAAAACGGGCCGCGCUGUAGCCAACAGUCGGCCAGCCAAAGCUGCAGUGCACCUGGAGGGGAAGAUGGAGCAGGCCCAGCGCUGGAUGGAUAACCCCAGCAUGGACGAUGGUGGCGUGGGUCAAGCAGCGAUUCGUGGGCUGGUUGCUGAGGGCCGUCGCCUGGCCAACGUGUUGCCAGGCUCUCAGCGAGCGGAGCUUCUGGGGAAGUGUGAGCAGGUGGAGCAGCUGAUGGGUCAGCUGGCGGAGAUGUCGGCCCGUGGAGGUGCAGACACACCACACGCUCGUGCCCUCGCACAUCAGCUACAGGAUGCACUUAAGGAACUGAAGGGUCAAAUGCAAGAGGCCAUGACCCAGGAAGUGUCAGACAUCUUCAGUGACACAACCACCCCCAUCAAACUACUCUCUGUAGCUGCAACUGCUCCACAAGGCACCCCAAACAGAGAGGAGGUGUUUGAGGAGCGGGCAGCGAACUUUGAGACCCAUGCUGGGCGGCUGGGGGCGACAGCAGAAAAGGCUGCUGCUGUGGGAACAGCGAAUCGAAGCACGGUGGAGGGAAUACAUGCUGCAGUGAAGUCUGCCAGAGACCUAACACCACAGGUGGUCUCUGCUGCUCGGAUCCUUCUGAAGAACCCUGGAAACCAGGCAGCGCAGGAACACUUUGAAACCAUGAAAAACCAGUGGAUCGACAAUGUGGAGAAGAUGACUGCUCUGGUGGACGAAGCAAUAGAUACCAAGUCGCUAUUAGAUGCUUCUGAAGAGGCAAUUAAAAAUGAUCUGGAGAAAUGUCAGGUUGCCAUGGCCAAUCACCAGCCGCAGAUGCUGGUUGCCGGGGCAACCAGCAUCGCCCGACGGGCCAAUCGUAUUCUGCUGGUGGCCAAGCGGGAGGUGGAGAACUCUGAGGACCCCAAGUUCCGUGAGACAGUGAAAGCAGCCUCAGAUGAACUGAGCAGCACCAUCUCUCCCAUGGUGAUGGGGGCUAAGGCUGUCGCUGCCAACAUACAGGAUCCAACUCUUCAAAAAGGCUUUAUGGAUUCUGGCUAUAGAAUUUUGGGUGCUGUAGCUAAAGUGCAAGAGGCCUUCCAGCCUCAGGAGCCUGACUUUCCCCCACCCCCUCCUGACCUUGAGCCACUAAGCCUAAAUGAUGACACCGCACCCCCAAAACCCCCCCUGCCGGAGGGUGAGGUGCCGCCUCCGAGACCCCCUCCUCCUGAGGAGAAGGAUGAAGAGUUUCCAGAGCAAAGGGCAGGCGAGAUGGUCAGCGAACCAAUGAUGGUCGCUGCCCGACAACUCCAUGAUGAAGCUCGCAAGUGGUCCAGCAAGGGUAAUGAUAUCAUUGGUGCAGCAAAGCGCAUGGCUCUGUUGAUGGCAGAGAUGUCUCGGCUGGUGCGGGGGGGCAGUGGCAAUAAGCGUGCUCUAAUUCAGUGUGCUAAAGACAUCGCCAAAGCCUCCGAUGAGGUGACUCGCCUCGCCAAAGAGGUUGCCAAGCAAUGCACAGACAAACGCAUCAGGACCAACUUACUGCAGGUUUGUGAGCGUAUACCCACAAUCAGCACCCAACUGAAGAUUCUGUCUACAGUAAAGGCUACCAUGCUGGGACGCACUAACAUUAGUGAGGAAGAAUCUGAGCAGGCUACAGAGAUGCUCGUUCAUAAUGCUCAGAACCUCAUGCAGUCCGUCAAGGAGACUGUGCGGGAAGCAGAGGCUGCGUCAAUUAAGAUCCGCACGGACGCUGGAUUUACCCUCCGCUGGGUCCGGAAGACGCCCUGGUACCAGUGAGAGAGCAUUACAUCUGGACCACUUCCACAAGCACACACCACACACAGCACCAGCCACUACCACUCUCUCUCUCUCUCUCUCUCUCUCUGUCUCUCUCUCUCUGAUACAGUUCCCCUCAGGUUUAGCUGGUAAGCCCUUUAUCCCAAACUUGUAUAUCUGCUGCUCUUACAAAUCUCUGUCAGAGAAUGUAAGCUAAGGGAUUGCCCAUGUCACUCCAACUGCUAUUAUUUUCUAAGGGAAAAUUCCUUUUAUAAUUUGUGUUAAAAACAGGUUUGAGUGAUCCCAAGUGUGUUUUAUAUUUAAAUCUGGUAAAGAUUGUUUGUUACUUUCCUAAACCUUUAAUGUUUUCCUGUACUUUUCAUGUUGUAGGCAUACAAAGUAUGAUGGACUUUUUGAAAUUCUCCUGUAACAAAUUGCACAAAUUGUAUUCUUUUGUACUGAAUCCUUAUAUUCCCCAAAGUAAUAAACCAUUGUAUUCAUUUCAGUGUUUGGCUCUAUAUGGAGGAGCCGCUUAAAUCAGGUGUGCGUGGUAAAAUAAGAAUAAUCACUGAAACGUGUAGGAAUCUUAUUUUAAGGCCAUAUUCCUUUUACGUUUUAUGCUUUGUCAGUAGUACUGCCAAAGAUUUGCUGAUCUUCCGAUUUGCUUUUGUGUUUGUGUAUCAAAAGGGAAUGAGCACUGGGGGCUGAAAUAGUUAAACCACUCACAUUCUACAUGACUCUGAACAUUUUACUCUGCUUGAAAUUAUGGGAACAGAUUGGUUGGAUUUUAUUCCAUUUCCUGUAACUGGCAUCUCUGUGAAGUUGAUCACAUUUGUUAUUGGAUUUUUGUUAGUCUGUGUCAUUCAGAACCAAACAUUUUUCCUGAACCAAUUUAGGCCUUUGGCCUGGUGCUCUAGUGUGUAUUCAGCAUUAACCAAGGCUAAUUUGCCUGUGUGUACUCUGCCAUCUUUUAAUGUUCGAAAGGUAAUCACACAGCUGAAAUACACUAAUGUUCAUAAGAAUUCUAAUGCUUUAUAGUACAUUUCUAAUGGUGACCAGCAAUUUGAAUGUAAAUAUCAGUCUGCCCUGUAAGACUUGUUCCUGUGCCUUAUUAAAACAACUACUUAUGAACAGAA
This is a messenger RNA of Electrophorus electricus (electric eel), 4498 nucleotides long. RefSeq names its product vinculin b (gene vclb). Gene Ontology annotation, cellular component: actin cytoskeleton. Gene Ontology annotation, molecular function: actin filament binding; structural molecule activity. NCBI's taxonomy places the organism in Eukaryota, Metazoa, Chordata, Actinopteri, Gymnotiformes, Gymnotidae. Gene Ontology annotation, biological process: cell adhesion. The record is from RefSeq and is a predicted model, not a curated record.